UUCCCGGUGAUCGCGGCCCGGCUCGGCCCUCCCCGUCUCUCCCGCAGGAUGAAGAACGGCGCAGGCCAUGGCGCGGCAGCAGGGCCCCAGUCCCUGUGGGCGGCGGGGCCGUAGGACGACGGAGCCCCCCUGCGCCCUAUAGCCACCCCCCCUCCCCUAUUUAAUUUUAUACCUAAUUUAUUAAUACCUUGCCCCGCUCCUCACACCCCCCUCCCUCCCCCCAAACCAUGGACCCAACCCCCACCGUGCCCACCGUCCCCAUGGCGGGCUUCCUCUGGAUGCUGGUCCUGGGCUUUAUCAUCGCCUUCGUCCUGGCCUUCUCUGUCGGCGCCAACGACGUGGCCAACUCCUUCGGCACAGCGGUGGGCUCGGGAGUGGUGACCCUCCGGCAAGCCUGCAUCUUGGCCAGCGUCUUUGAGACGGUGGGCUCCGUCCUCCUGGGAGCCAAAGUCAGCGAGACCAUCCGGAAGGGGCUGAUCGACGUGGAGAUGUACAACUCCACGCAGCAGCUGCUGAUGGCAGGUUCGAUCAGCGCCAUGUUUGGAUCUGCUGUGUGGCAGCUUGUGGCUUCAUUCUUGAAGCUCCCCAUUUCUGGUACCCACUGCAUCGUUGGAGCAACCAUUGGCUUUUCAUUGGUGGCCCAAGGGCAAGAAGGCGUCAAGUGGUCUGAGCUGCUAAAGAUUGUGUUGUCCUGGUUCAUCUCACCCCUCCUUUCAGGCAUCAUGUCUGCUAUCCUGUUCUUCCUCGUCCGGAGGUUCAUCCUCCAUAAGGCAGAUCCUGUUCCCAACGGCUUGCGGGCUUUGCCCAUCUUCUAUGCCUGUACUGUGGGGAUCAACCUCUUCUCCAUCAUGUAUACCGGUGCCCCUUUGCUGGGCUUUGACAAACUUCCUCUGUGGGGUAUCCUCCUAAUUUCGGCGGGGAGUGCUGUUGUCUGUGCUCUCGUCGUCUGGUUCUUUGUAUGUCCAAGAAUGAAGAAGAAAAUCGAACGAGAGAUCAAAUCCAGUCCUUCCGAAAGCCCCUUGAUGGAGAAGAACAUCAGCCCGAAGGAGGACCAUGAGGAGCCCAAGGUGCCCCUGGGUGAUGCCAAGAGCCCCGUUGCUGAUGUGGGGUCGGCUACACCCCACCGGGCAGCAGUGGAGGAGAGGACAGUCUCCUUCAACCUGGGGGACCUGGAGGAGGCCCCGGAGCAGGAGAGGCUCCCCAGCCUUGACCUGAAGGAAACCAGCAUUGACAGCGGAGCCGUUCGGCUGCCCAACGGCAACAUCGUCCAGUUCAACCAGGCCAUGGGCCACCAGAUGAGCUCCAGCGGACAGUACCAGUACCACACCGUGCACAAGGACUCCGGUCUCUACAAGGAGCUGCUGCAUAAACUGCACCUGGCCAAGAUGGGGGACUGCAUGGGGGACUCAGGGGACAAGCCCCUGCGGCGCAACAACAGCUACACUUCCUACACCAUGGCCAUCUGCGGCAUGCCCCUGGACUCGCUCCGCGCCAAGGAGGGAGAGGAGAUGGAGAAGCUGACCUGGCCUGUGGCGGACACCAAGAAGAGGGUCCGCAUGGACAGCUACACCAGCUACUGCAAUGCGGUGGCAGAUGCCCACCCGGUGGCUGAUGUGGAUCUGAACACAGCCCAGGUGGAGAUGGGCAUCAGCGACUGCAAGGGCAGCAGUAGCUCCCUGGAAGAAUGGCAUGACCAGGACAAACCCGAGGUGUCCCUCCUCUUCCAGUUCCUGCAGAUCCUCACAGCCUGCUUUGGCUCCUUUGCUCAUGGUGGCAAUGAUGUCAGCAAUGCCAUAGGGCCCCUGGUCGCACUCUACCUGGUCUAUCAGACGGGUGAUGUGGCUACCAAGGUGGCAACUCCCAUCUGGCUGCUGCUCUAUGGAGGUGCAGGGAUUUGCAUCGGCUUGUGGGUCUGGGGAAGGAGAGUCAUCCAGACGAUGGGGAAGGACUUGACUCCCAUCACACCAUCAAGCGGCUUCAGCAUUGAGCUGGCGUCUGCCCUGACGGUGGUGAUUGCCUCCAAUGUUGGCCUCCCCAUCAGCACAACCCACUGCAAGGUGGGCUCCGUGGUCUCGGUGGGCUGGCUGCGUUCCAGGAAGGCGGUGGACUGGCGCCUCUUCCGCAAUAUCUUCAUGGCCUGGUUUGUCACUGUCCCCAUCUCGGGUCUCAUCAGUGCCGCCAUCAUGGCUGUCUUCAAGUACGCUGUCCUGAAGGUGUGAGGGCACUGGGGCUCGCGCUGCUCCUGCUUCCCUGCUGCCACCCUCCCCUCCAGGAGCCGGGGAGGCUUGUCCCACCGUGGGAUGGGGGCUACCAUCAUCUCUGGGGCUUCCUCAGUUCUGCGUAGUGUUGUCACUGAAGUAUUUUUUUUUUUUAAUAUAAAUGUCUUGGCGCUAAGUUUCUAGAGGGGGGUGCAGUGCUGAGGCUGUGCCUGCCCUUGGUGUGACUCCCCUGCUGUGCUGUAGCUUUAGAUUAGCAGUUAUGGGAGGCCACUUUUUUUUAUUUUUAAUGACUUAAUUAAAAUCCCCUGGCAGUGAUUCCUCUUUGAGUAAGGACUAGGGCUGGUCCUUGCCCCUGCUGGGAGGGCUUGGGGGCUGUGGGGCAUCCCCCCAUGGUGGGCUAUGUGUGCUGCGUUCAGCUUUGCCUCCAUCGCUGUAGUGGUGCGGACAUCAGGCGCUGCCCAACCAUCCUGCUCGGGGGUCCCUGGGGGCAGCCCCCUGGCCCACCCCUCACUGCUGCUACCUCGGACUCAAUAAAGAUUUCCUUCGUA
Messenger RNA from Aquila chrysaetos chrysaetos, 2767 nucleotides. It is a transcript of the gene SLC20A1, whose product is annotated as solute carrier family 20 member 1. Gene Ontology annotation, biological process: phosphate ion transmembrane transport. Gene Ontology annotation, cellular component: membrane. Gene Ontology annotation, molecular function: phosphate transmembrane transporter activity. The record is from RefSeq and is a predicted model, not a curated record. NCBI's taxonomy places the organism in Eukaryota, Metazoa, Chordata, Aves, Accipitriformes, Accipitridae.